Mizuhopecten yessoensis (Yesso scallop) is the source of this 657-nucleotide messenger RNA. Its product is annotated as EMILIN-1-like. NCBI's taxonomy places the organism in Eukaryota, Metazoa, Mollusca, Bivalvia, Pectinida, Pectinidae. Bases 31 to 612 code for a protein of 193 amino acids. Gene Ontology annotation, molecular function: protein binding. The transcript is spliced from 2 exons. The record is from RefSeq and is a predicted model, not a curated record.
UCCAUUGUACCAGAUCUCUAUCAACAGUCCAUGAUGAAGUUGUAUUUAGUGCUUUGUUUGAUUAUAAUCGGGCCCUGGGUGUCAUCUGCAGAUCCUGAUAUGCUAGAACUUCAACGGGAUCUCGUUGAGCAGAAACAACGCAUUGAGGUGUUAGAGAAGGAAUGGCGCCACCACAACAAUCCAGCAGUUACUUCAGUCCUGACAGAACUACUCACCAAGCGUAAUGCUGACGGCUACGACACCAUAGCCUUUAGUGCGACACUUGGCGUGCCUUUUGACAGCAGCGGUCAUAACAAUCCUAUCCCCUUCGACGCAGUGAAAACCAAUGAGGGAAACGGGUACUCGCCGACAACAGGCGUUUUCAUAGCCCCUAGAAACGGUAUUUAUAUGCUCUUCGCCUCGGUGACUGUCAAUGGGGACGACGGUGUGCAUGCGCAAUUACAGAAGAAUGGACUGACCCAGUGCGCAUGUGUUUCAACGCACUACGCAUCGGGCUCAUGCAUGGUAAUCAUCCCCCUUGAUGUCGGAGAUAAGGUUUGGGUCAAGGAAGUAUAUGGUACCCAUGUGCGAGCAGAACAUUUGACCACCUUUAAUGGAAUGCUUGUCAUUUAGACAAAACAGUUGUCUGUUCUCCGGAGUAAAGUUUGGUUUUGUGUA